Spodoptera littoralis (African cotton leafworm) is the source of this 1227-nucleotide messenger RNA. NCBI's taxonomy places the organism in Eukaryota, Metazoa, Arthropoda, Insecta, Lepidoptera, Noctuidae. The record is from the annotation of a GenBank genome assembly.
AUGAGGGCAAUCGGCUUCGUCGUGGCCCUUGCGGUUAUGUCGGUGUGUCAUGCCGCCACACCACAGCUACGAUUCGCAUGGAAACUGAUGGACUUUGCUUGGGAGACUCCGGAGAGUAGAGCAAAUGCUAUCAAUGAAAAGAGAUUUAUUCCUGAGAACAAUCUGCCUUUAGGAUUAGCACGUUGGAAGAACAAAGUAUUUGUUACUGUACCCAGAUGGAAGGCUGGUGUAGCUUCUACAUUGAACUACGUAGACCUAGAUGGGCCUCAAGACCAGGCGUUAAAACCAUAUCCAUCUUUUAAGGACAACUUUGUACCAGAUGACGCAAAGGAAUUACCUUCAAACAGCUCGUUGAUCUCAGUUUUCCGAGUGUUUGUGGACGAGUGCGACAGACUGUGGGUCAUCGAUUCUGGAAUGGCGGACAUCUUUGGAGCUGGAAAUCAAAUCAAUGGGCCCUCGAUUGCGAUCUUUGACUUGAAGACAGACCAGCUUAUUCAUCGGUAUCAGUGCAAGGCUAGUGAUAUGAAGGAAGACUCGUUCUUCGCUAAUAUUAUUGUAGAUGUAAACAAAGACACUUGUGAUGACGCAUACGCGUACAUCCCGGAUUUGGGAGCCUAUGGAGUAGUGGUGUACAGUCUCAAGCAGGACGACUCUUGGAGGAUUUCUCAUCACUACUUCCACUUCGAACCUUUGGCUGGUUCGUACAAUGUAAGCGGUAUCGAGUUCCAGUGGACUGAUGGGGUAUUCGCGUUGGCGCUUUCUGAACCUAGAGAGGAUGGGUAUAGGACAAUGUUCUUCCAUGCAUUCUCCAGCACCAAAGAGUUCUGCGUCUCCACGGAGUUGCUCCGUAAUUACAAGCAUAUCGACAAGACCGAAGCAUUCCAUGACUUCAAGCUUCUGGGUGACAGAGGUGAACGCACCCAAUCAGCUGCCAGCUACUACGAUCCUAAAACACAUGUCCUGUUUUACACUCAGGUGAACCGUGAUGGAGUGGCGUGCUGGAACUCCAACAAGCCGUACACGCCUGACAACAAUCCUCUCAUAUUGUCUGACCCCAAACUUUUCGAGUUCCCCAACGACUUGAAGGUGGAUGAUGAAGGAAUCCUAUGGGUUCUUACAGACAAGCUGGCUCGCUUCCUCUACAAGACUAUCGACCCCAAUGAGGUCAACUACAGAAUAUUCAGCAUCGACACCACUGAGGCGAUUGCGGGAACUGCAUGUCAGUAG